Parastagonospora nodorum SN15 is the source of this 857-nucleotide messenger RNA. RefSeq lists its product as hypothetical. Lineage: Eukaryota; Fungi; Ascomycota; Dothideomycetes; Pleosporales; Phaeosphaeriaceae. Bases 1 to 684 code for a protein of 227 amino acids. Gene Ontology annotation, biological process: xylan catabolic process. The record is from RefSeq and is a predicted model, not a curated record. Gene Ontology annotation, molecular function: hydrolase activity, hydrolyzing O-glycosyl compounds. The transcript has 2 exons.
AUGGUUUCCUUCACCUCCAUCGUAACCGCAGCCAUUGCUGCCACCGGCGCCAUGGCCGCCCCCGCCACCGACGUUGCUGCUCGCUCGUCUGGUGACCUCGUUGCUCGCCAGAACACUCCCUCCUCCACUGGCACCCACAACGGCUGCUACUACUCCUGGUGGACCGACAACGGCGCCCAGGCUACCUACACCAACGGUGCUGGCGGAUCCUACAGCGUCAAGUGGGGCUCUGGCGGCAACCUCGUCGGAGGAAAGGGAUGGAACCCUGGAUCUGCCCGUACCAUCACCUACUCUGGUACCUACAGCCCCAACGGCAACUCGUACCUCGCCAUCUACGGCUGGACCCGCAACCCGCUCGUCGAGUACUAUGUCGUUGAGAACUUCGGCACCUACGACCCGUCGUCCAACGCCCAGAACAAGGGCACCGUCACCGCUGAUGGCUCUUCGUACAAGAUUGCUCAGACUACUCGUACCAACCAGCCUUCCAUCGACGGCACCUCGACCUUUCAGCAGUACUGGUCUGUUCGUCAGAACAAGCGCUCCAGCGGUUCUGUCAACAUGAAGACCCACUUCGACGCCUGGACUGCCCAGGGCCUCAAGCUCGGCCAGCACAACUACCAGAUCGUUGCCACCGAGGGUUACUUCUCCACCGGCAGCGCCUCCAUCACUGUCAACUGCCCGUAAGCGCUUGCUCAACGCGGAGCGUACGGCUCAAAACCACAGGCGCCGAACCAUCCCGGAUGCGUUUGAACUCGUCAGGAACGUCGAUGUUGGAUCUUGGUUACAUUCUGUAUAUAUUUCACCCUUUUUAUCAAACCCAGCUUGCUGGUCACAAAUUUAUGUCAAUAUUGCUUGUC